Molecule: messenger RNA, 1232 nt
Organism: Gastrolobium bilobum
Lineage: Eukaryota; Viridiplantae; Streptophyta; Magnoliopsida; Fabales; Fabaceae
Exons: 4
Source: RefSeq, a predicted model, not a curated record
GCUGUUGCAACGUAAUCAAGAAAGUAAAGCAGCAAAUGACAAAUGGGUAGUGGCACUGCCACUGCAGCCACAACAACAUUCAACAGUGUGUUGUCAGAGACACACACAAAAAUAAACACAAACACACACUCUGAGAAAGGUGCCACCGCCACCAAGUAUGCCUCACUCUAAAAGUUGCUAACUUUGUUACCAAAAAGGUUACUCUCUCUCUCUCUCUCUUCAUAAACAUCGUUUUGGGUUUUACCAGUUUAAGCUUGAGACUUGCCUGCUGCUUGGUCUAACCAAUUCUGGGAUAAAGUUUGGAUUUUUGUUUUUGAUUGUGGGGUUUUCUCUUCUUUGCUGAAUCUGUGAUGCUUUUGGGGUUUGUGUAUUGUUGUUGAACUGGCCAAGAUUCCAUUUCUCACCAAUUCUAUCCUUCCAUUUCUGGGAUACAGUUCCUUCUGUGUGUAUUGCGGAUCUAAUUCCUACUGGGUUUUCAUUUUCUCCAAGGAAGUAUUUUGGUAUUGGAUGUAUACCCAGAAUCACUGAAUUGGUGUAGACUUUGUAUUUUGGGAAAAAUGCUUGUUGCUUCAGUGCCAAAUUAAAGGCACAGUUUCUUUUGGAUACAUACAAGUAGGGAAAAGGGAUGGCAGCAGAGUCAAACACUGGUUUUCACUAUGAGGAUAUGAAUUCUGCUUUGAACUGGCAUGCAGUAUCAUUUCAGUCUGGUGCUAUUAGUAGCCUGCAUGAGAUGGCUCCAAUGGGUAAUUAUGUUGGGUUGAAUAAUAAUAUCUCAGGGAUGAUGUAUUCUGGAAAUUCAAGCAUCAUUAACAAUAAACCUGUCAUAAGUCAAGCUGGCAAUAUAUCUGGUUCUUCUCUCCUUCUUGAUUCAGACCCUGGGCUGAAGCAUGAUGCAGGGAUGGCUGUUGAGUGGGGUGUUGAUGAACAGUACAAAUUGGAGGAGGGUCUUGUCAGAUAUGCUGAUGAGCCAAGUAUCAUGAAGUAUGUCAAAAUUGCUGCUACAUUGCGUGAUAAAAAUGUUCGCGAUGUUGCUUUGAGGUGUAGGUGGAUGACUAGAAAGCGAAGGAAACCAGAAGAGCACAUGGUAAAGAAGUUCAACAAUAGGAAGGAUAAGCCGGUGGAGUCAUCAUCAAAGCAAUAUUUGCAGUCAGCUCUAACACCAAGGCCAAGCAUGGCCACAUACUCUUGUAUGUCAAACAAUUUGGGCAAAAGUCAUCGGAUACUAUAUGAUG